AUGAACUUUGGACCGAUGGGUCCUACGUUGCCGAAACUUCCUCGGUUGCCGGAGCAGCGCUUCUCUUUGCCAAAGGAAUCGAGAGCUACACAACAGUUUCCGUCUGUGGUAAGGGACGCUCUAGUCUUCGCUCCGAGUGCCUGGCUCUCCAUGCCGGCCUCCAUCGAGUCAUCGCAGACCGAACCCUCCACCGUGGUCAGCGUCUCCUGGUCGCCUCCGACAGUCAGUCAUUACUUACGGCUCUGCGGUGCCACACAGCACGGACGACGAACUCCACUUUUACAGAGUGCGUCGAGAUGUUGA
Messenger RNA from Perkinsela sp. CCAP 1560/4, 303 nucleotides. The record is from the annotation of a GenBank genome assembly. NCBI's taxonomy places the organism in Eukaryota, Euglenozoa, Kinetoplastea, Prokinetoplastida, Perkinselidae.